Messenger RNA from Bipolaris sorokiniana ND90Pr, 528 nucleotides. RefSeq lists its product as uncharacterized. The transcript has 2 exons. Bases 1 to 528 code for a protein of 175 amino acids. The record is from RefSeq and is a predicted model, not a curated record. Lineage: Eukaryota; Fungi; Ascomycota; Dothideomycetes; Pleosporales; Pleosporaceae.
AUGAAGCUCCUCGCCACCCUCACGCUGACCCUCCUCCCCACCCUCGCCCUCGCCGGGGAAGGACUACCCCCCCGCCCCAGCGGCAAAUACGGCAAAAACGUCCCCCCAGAACCCGUCGACACUCCGCUCAAGCAUCCCAAGGACCCCGCGCUGUGGUGGCAGGGCAUCACCGAUGACGAUGUGUAUUACCCAGAAUGGGCCAUUUCCGCGCGCGCAGAUGCGAACGCAGAGACAACAGUCGUCGACGCCAACACAAACGACGACGCCAACGCCAACGUAACCGCCAUCCCAGACAUCAACUUGGCCUCCCAUGGCAAGAAAAAGAAGAAGAAAGAAAAGAAGAAAAAGGGCAUGGGAUUAGCGGGUAGGUGGAGAUACAGGAAUGGCCAUUGGAUAAACUACGACAAGGGUGGCAAGAAAGAGCGAUGGGGUGGUGCGGGGAGAUUGAUUGCGCAGAUGAAGAAAAGGGAGGAGGAGAACCAUUGUGAGGGCUGGAUUCGUGGUUUUGUUAGAAGGGGGAUGGAUUGA